Molecule: messenger RNA, 492 nt
Organism: Belonocnema kinseyi
Lineage: Eukaryota; Metazoa; Arthropoda; Insecta; Hymenoptera; Cynipidae
Exons: 4
Coding region: 1-492 (163 amino acids)
Source: RefSeq, a predicted model, not a curated record
AUGGACGGUACUGAGGACCGAUCUCAUCAAUCUCGUUCACAAGACAAGGAACACCACAUAUCACAAGGACCAAAACACUUAUCUGUUCGCCCUUGGCAAGCUACGAUCUACGAAAUAGACGAAAAAAUGGACAAGGCAUUAUGCAUACUUGAGGACGAUAGAAAUCUUGGCAGGGCAGUGGCGAGUGAUUCAAAUAGAAACCUUCCAAUGUUUCCCGAAAUGCCAUUCUUGACGCUUGCAGAAUUUGAGGCAUUUGAUAGCGAAAUUUCUAAAGAUAAUUUUCAACUUAGAAAAUUUAUAGAAACUUUGAAGAAAAUCGGAGGUGACACUAUUAAAGAGGCUGCAAGAUUGGCAGUAAGAUUGAUUUUGACAGACCAAUUAUCUCAGGCAAUUUCGUGGACUGGGAGAUCUCUACGCGUAGGAAAUGAACUGGAGUUUAGAGCAAAAGUGACAGGACAAACUAUAAGGAGAUUGGUAUCAAUGGGAGAAUAA